This is a messenger RNA of Klebsormidium nitens, 1552 nucleotides long. The record is from the annotation of a GenBank genome assembly. Lineage: Eukaryota; Viridiplantae; Streptophyta; Klebsormidiophyceae; Klebsormidiales; Klebsormidiaceae.
AUAACACUUGCAGGGGCGCUGAGCUUGUGGCGUCUCACAAAGCUUCUCAGUAGGUUUGUCCGUCCUCAAUCAUGAGCAGGACCAACAUGAUUGAGUAGCUUGAUCUUUCCUGCCGUUGAAAAGCGGAACACUUUCUGGGGCCUUGGACGCUAAGCUAUAUUGAUGCUGUCGAUACUGAUCUUAAGUGAACACUCUUCAGCUGCCAGCUGUCAGUGCAUGUGCUGCCAGCAUUUGCUGCCAGUGACAUAUCUGCAGAAGCACUAAAUACGGCUGCAACUAGCUACAGCUGGCUAAAGCAGCUGCAUCAUGUGAAGCUUCCUCGUCCUACUACAGGUACACUGCAAUAUCCCAGCUGUGACUCAUAUUGAGUGCAAUCUGCGCUUGAAGAAACCAAACAGGUCUCCUGCCGCAUUCGAAUCAUUAAGGGGAUCAUCAACCCCCUCAGUAGCGCCAGAAUAGGCUUCUGUUCAGCUUCCACUCUUCCAGCAUCAAGUCCCUGCACUCUCCACACCUUUCAUAAAAAUAGCUCCAUCCUCCCGCCAAAAAAUGAAGCCAGCUCCAGCUCAACCGCUGGCCUUCGCACUUCUGGUCGCACUCGCCUUGCUCGGUGCGCCUGCAUUUGCUGCACGCACGUUGCACCAAGCUCCAACUACUCCAAAGCCCGCAUUGGUGUUCGAGACCGCCAGUCCUUCAACUAGACCGGGGGUCCAGAUCCUGGGCGGCCUUAUAGGCGGACCCUGGGAAGAUCCCAGGAUCCCACACCAUGAUUACCACACUUGUCCCGUUGACACUGGGUUUCUGCCGUGGGGUACAUUGCCCGAUGGGACGGGACAGUGUGGCAAGACGUACCCCGUCGCCGAGAUUAACGGAGACGUUCUCUCUGGGGACGAAUCAGGAGAGCCGAUAACGGAGGUGUUCACGCUCCGAACGGACACAAACGGCGCGCAAAAUGGCGCCGAUCUCUCGAACUGCUUCGGACUCAUGGAAGGGUUUCUGACGACGAUUGCCGGCGGGCAGACGUCCUCUGCCACGUCCUAUCUCAAGUCUGACGUCACGCUGACCAACGACUAUGCCGGGCAGACUAUCACGGGGCCCCAGGCGGUGGCGGAGUGGUUCGCGUCGCACUUCGGCAACCGGCCAAGUCCGUCCGUCAAGGUGUACGAUUUCUCUUGGGAAGAACAUCAGCCAGAUUACAUCCAUUGGGGGCUCGGCAUGACUGUCCGAGCGGAAACGGAUACUCAAGUGAUCAAGUUUGCUACUCAUUGGGACAUUCGUACCUUACCAAAAGUCCUUGAUAAAGUCUUUGCGGUUCGGGUUGUGGACAAGUAGGAUUUGAUGCAAUGUUCGGACCUAGAUAGUUGAGACGAUAGUGCUAGUAUCGUAAUUAAAGCGAUGCUGAUUACCCGUUGCAAUAUACUAAGCUUUUUUCGCUACCGUGCAUAGGUGAGCUCUCAAACGCGGAUCACUUUAUACAGAUCGUGCAGCAAACAACCGGCGUCGACUGCAGAGGUCUUGCAUGUCAAUAAUCGUUUCAGUGGAUAUUUUUUUGCAC